AUGGCUUCCCCUACUCCAACUUUUUUUAAGUGGUAUCGUUUGAGCGUGGAAAGUCUCCCUAGAGUUUGCCUUGAUGUGAUCAACGAUGGAACGGCUCCUCAGAAUGGCAAGCUGCAGAUGGCACCAGUCGGCAAUUACACCGGCCAGCAUUGGCAGUUUAUUCCAUCUCCUGGAGGGUCCUUUGCACUACUGACUUUAUAUACAGGCACUGACAUGUUUCUUCGGAACGACAAUCGCAUUCCUCAUCUCGGCCUCGACCACAUCGAUGAUAGAUGGCGAUUGGAGCACCUCCCUUCCCUGGGAGCGGAAGAGAUUACGCGGUUCAGACUGUACUCGGAAAUUGGGGCCCCUUCGAAGCUCUAUUUUGGACCAGAGAGUGAUCGCACCUGGUUCAAUGGACAGAGACUCCAUCUUCGGUCAUCUCAAGCCCGCCAUGCUACUGUCUGGAUUCUUUCGGAGAUAAGACCCAUCUGGGAGCCGGAGUUCCUCAUUUCACCAUUAAUAUCCCCAGAGUCAACUGGUGACUGGACAAAUGUCCGUACUUCGGAGGGAAGUCGAAAGGAUGGGCAGGCCAACAUGGUUACAGAUGAUGUAGACCACUUGGUGGUGUUAAUACAGCGGCUAACUGCUCGCAAAGCACCUCCUGGCUCGUUGGACUGGCAAAGUGCGACGGCGGCAUCAACGUCCUUACCUUCGGAUUCUCACCUUCUAGAGUUCUCUUCCUGGUCACGAACGAGCGGUACGGUAAACAAUCUUACCCUCAGGACAUACCUAGGGUUGAUGAACCCCUCAACGACAACCAUCCUGGAUGUCUCCGCGGGCUUUCGCUCCCCAGAGAUCUCGAGAAAUAUUGCCGACUCCAAUCCAGCCAGUUCCGGGGGUUCACCCGCAAUUGCCUACAGCGAGAGUACUCCCAGCUACACCAACCUUUACACUCUUGUGUCUCAAAGAAAUGACACUUCAGGGCUGAUCUACAUCUUUAUCAUCCGUCCUGGGACUAUAUUUACGAAACGGGGCAUGGUGACCUCCCAUCCUCACAAAUGGAUUUGCCAAAUUGAGGGCGACCUCACAAGUUUCAGCAUCAGCUCUUUCGGGUUACGACGGAUUGGCCAGGGCGAUAAUAUACCGCAAAACUAUAUUUGGAGUGACAAAGGUGUGGAUGCUCAAUUCAGAAACCGCGAGAACCUACCUAACCAACAUAUCGCGUAUCUUGGACAUGGUCUACGUACCAAGAUCUGGUCCUACUUUGGAUGUCUGGCGAACGGCCUUAUGCAUAUGCACGCGAAUGGUAUCCGACAUCGAGACAUAAAACCUCGCAAUAUCCUUGCCACAUUGAUGGGCCUUUAUAUGCCGACUUUGGUAAUAAUUUCCUUCAGAUAG
This is a messenger RNA of Eremomyces bilateralis CBS 781.70, 1380 nucleotides long. RefSeq lists its product as uncharacterized. The record is from RefSeq and is a predicted model, not a curated record. Lineage: Eukaryota; Fungi; Ascomycota; Dothideomycetes; Eremomycetales; Eremomycetaceae. The transcript has 2 exons. Bases 1 to 1380 code for a protein of 459 amino acids.